Messenger RNA from Orussus abietinus, 1018 nucleotides. It is a transcript of the gene SrpRbeta, whose product is annotated as signal recognition particle receptor subunit beta. The record is from RefSeq and is a predicted model, not a curated record. NCBI's taxonomy places the organism in Eukaryota, Metazoa, Arthropoda, Insecta, Hymenoptera, Orussidae. Gene Ontology annotation, molecular function: GTP binding. The transcript has 4 exons. Bases 12 to 827 code for a protein of 271 amino acids.
CCAACUCAUCUAUGGUGGCACACCAGUGCUUUUUAACCUUACAAUACGAAUUCCAUAAACAUCUGUUGCAGAAGGUAAAAGUACUGACAAUGGAAAAUAUUGUUAAACCUUUGGUUGAGGAUGCGGGAAUGUCCCAAUUUAUGGGCAUAAUUGCUGCGAUAAUCGCUAUUAUAGUGACGCUAGUUCUAUUUGCCUUAUGGCGUAGACGAGGCUUAGGCAAUACUGUGCUUCUUGUGGGACUCUGUGAUUCCGGUAAAACAUUACUGUUUGCAAGGCUGGUUGGGUCCAAGUACGUUGACACUUAUACAUCCAUUAAUGAGAACAUUGGUGGUGAUCUUAUGAUCGACAAUAGACCUUUGAAGAUUAUUGACGUUCCUGGGCAUGAGAGGCUGCGUUACAAGUUCUUCGAUAAAUUCAAAUCUUCUGCUAAAGGUUUGAUAUUUGUAAUCGAUUCCGUAACCUUGCAGAAGGAUAUCAGGGAUGUCGCAGACUUUUUGUAUUCCAUACUAUCGGAUCCACUUGUUCAAAGAAGCCUCCCUGUGCUUAUUUUGUGCAAUAAGCAAGACCAGAUCAAAGCCAAGGGUUGCCAAGUAAUAAAGGCAUUACUGGAAAAGGAAAUGAAUUUAUUGAAAUUUACUAAGGCGAAUCAGCUAGAAGCAACGGACUCGUCAUCCCCACGAUCUUCUCUUGGAAAGCAGGAGAAAGAUUUUGAUUUCUCUGAUCUUACAUCAAUUGUUGAUUUUGCAGAAUCAAGUGCAGCUACUAAGGGUCCGGAAUUAGAUGCCGGUAUCGAACAACCGAUGGCAUGGUUGCAAAAGAUAGCUUAAACAUAUGUACAAUUGUACACGAUUCUCUUGAUUUAAUGACAUUUGUUAUAGCAGUUAUUUAUUUCGACUAAAAAAAUAGUUCCUUCUACCACGCUGUAUCGAUAUAUCAAAGCAUUAUCUCUCUUCGACUUAGAAGAUGGCUUUGCAAAAAAAACUCAAUAUUUACUAUACAUUAAAACCAAUUAAAUCUA